Penicillium egyptiacum is the source of this 564-nucleotide messenger RNA. The record is from the annotation of a GenBank genome assembly. NCBI's taxonomy places the organism in Eukaryota, Fungi, Ascomycota, Eurotiomycetes, Eurotiales, Aspergillaceae.
AUGCGCUCAUAUGUAUCUCUCGUCAAGUGUCCUCUUGACUUUGCGAUCGCGAAGGAGACUUAUCUGAUCCCGACUGAUAUCGACUGGAUCCAAUGGUCAAUCUUUAUCAAUCACUUUCACGUUGUUGGAGACGACAGUGUUGCAAAGCGAUACCACUAUAGACAGCUACGUCUCUCGCGAUUAAAUUGGGUGGUCCAGAUCUUCCGUCCAAAACACAGUCGUAAUAGAUGGUUCUACGAGAAUCCCUACUGGUCCACUAGAGAGUUUAUGGAGAGAGCGACUUUCCCUUUGGUCUUCCUAUUUGCUAGCGUAUCUAUCGCUCUUUCAUCGAUGCAAGUUGCGCUCGCCGUUCCAGUGGACCGACUUUGGUCUCACAUUUCAGACGACCAUGAGCUGCAAGAGAUGAAUAGAGCGUUUUGGCUCUUUUCUAUUGCCGUGGUACUUCUAUGGCUGUUAACAUGGGUUCUCCUCCUCGGUAUUCCCCUUGUUGCGUUGUGUUCGCAAGUUUUUUGGGGAUUUAGAAAUCGAAAGGAGAAACAGGCAAUAAAUACCUCUACUGUCUAA